Lactuca virosa is the source of this 1574-nucleotide messenger RNA. NCBI's taxonomy places the organism in Eukaryota, Viridiplantae, Streptophyta, Magnoliopsida, Asterales, Asteraceae. The record is from the annotation of a GenBank genome assembly.
AUAUUAGGCCCGCUGUGCUCAAAGCCCUCAAUUUCGUAUCUGAUUGGCUUGAAGGCGGUAAACCAAAAAUGAGAAAGAGGAAGGCAACAUUAUCGGGGCCUAAUAGAGAAGACGACGAGACAAAUCUCUUGGGAGAUUUUGUUGCGUAGCAUCGAUUGGGUGUUUAACUACAUUCUUUGUGCAAAUAUCGAAGUACAUAGGCAUCGAUUGGCCAUUUUAUUGCAAAGCAACGGGAGAGCCGAUCAGCCAAAGACAAGGACGAUUAUGCCAUUUCCCUUGAAUAGUUGAAGUUUCACCUGCAGUUGGGUUUUUUUUUGCCCUUUGGCUUGGAUUCUUGGAAGACAAAUUUGUUUUUUAGUCUUGAACAUGUGGUGUUUUGCUGGUGUUUUAGUUGAUGUUUGGCCUUCGGUUGCCUAGAGUUCUGACUUCUGAGAAUGACAUCUGCUAGUAAUUAAUGUCCUUUGAUUCUCUGUGGCUAUGAAUGUGUUGAUGGAACCCAUAAAGAUUAUCCGACCCUUUCUUGAAAAUCUAUGGGAACACACCUGAUUUGGACAAUAUGGAACCCUCGAUGAAAGAAGAUGCUCAGAGUCCUUCACCUUACAGCAACAGAAACGAAGUGCACCCCCUAUCUUUUGGUUCAGCACAGAACCUUGAAGGGCUUACACUUAAAGCCACUAGACAUCAGGACAGUUAUGCAGACAAUGAUGUAAAUUCAACUUCAGUAUUUUCUAGGCCUAUGCAUGAGAUCACAUUUUCAACAAUAGACAUACCAAAGCUCCUAAAAGCGAGGAGCUACACAAUGAUGUUUCAUAGUGGACAACUCAGUAGGUUGCCAGCUGUACUUGAGGAAGGGUUCUUUAGAGGCUUCUAUAACAACUGCCAACCUUUUAGGCUAAGAACUGAUGAAAGAUGGAUUCUUAAAGAAGCAAUAUUAGAGAGAAAGCUUAAUCUUCCUGCUCACGAGAAAGAGGUUACAAAAGAUAUAAGUCUUAUAAAAAAAAGGAUGCCAGUGGGAUCAAAACCAGUUCCUAAUACAACACAACAAAGACCCAAAGCCAGUUUAAUGACAAGAUCAUCUUCUAUCCAUCCACAACCUGAAGGGGUUGCUUCACCAAGGAAGAAGAUAAGGAGGCCAUGUCUGCAAUUGGGUGAAAUAAAGGAGAAAUCUAGUAAAUUAACCGGUGAUGAGGUGGCAGGACUCAACAUACAUGAAGCACAUGUGUUUUCAACAAACAAUGGCUAUUCUUUGGAUGUGUUUUUGGUUGAUGGAUGGCCUCUUCAGGAAACAAAGGCUUUACAUGUAACAAUGGAGAGAGCUAUUGCUAGGAGUGAGGGUUCAUGGUCGGAUAGAUAUAAGAUUACACAAACACAACCACAUUCUUUUCGUGUUUUAUUAAAAGUAUGGGCUUUUAUUGAAGCUUGGAUUCCUGGAAAAAGGUAUCAUGUGGAAACAGAAGCAUAACAAUAAGAAGUAGAAACAAGAAAUGUUCCUUAAUAGCAAUGUAGUAUUAGGUUAUAUCGUUAGGGAAAACCUCUUAAUAACAAUGUACAAUCGGAUCCACUUAAGACCAAUG